AUGGGGACAUACAAGUACCUUCUGACCUGCGCACAAGUGAUCAUAUUCACGCUCUUAUCUACCUCCAUCGGGUGCUCAUCUGCCUGUCCUACCGGGUGCAUCUGCCGUGGGAGACCCGAGAAAAGAGACACUGCUGUCUGCUACAAGCCAUGGUCAAACACCCAUACACCAGUUCAUUUUGGCGAGUCCAUCACAUCAAUUAUUUACCCACCCAAGAAGUCCCCGGAUGAUAAUCCACUGCCAGAAGAUAUAUUCGAGAAUGUAGAGAAUCUAAAAGCUCUAGAUCUGGUGGGAAACACUCUCAACUGCGAAUGUUCCUUACCGGCGAUAAUCGCUUCUGAAAAUAUUAUGUUGCUUUCCAAAUCACGCAUGCCGGCAGUAACUGGAUGCAUCCAUCAUGGAUUCUCAAACGAACAAUAUGCUAUCAAGGAUUUCCUCGAGAAAUGCGCUGAACGUGAAGGCUACAAACUAAGCGAACCAACCCACGGAGUGGGACCAAAGGUCUCCUCGGCAUUUUCAAACAGAAAGUUUGGUAACAUCAAAAACAAGAAGCUAUUCAACGCUGGCGUCAAGUACACCAGGAUCAACACGAAUGCCGUGAAACCAGGCUCUGCCAAGAUGGUACCCGGGGCGUUUUCAGGAGCCAUCGGGAAACCUCCCAGCAUGAAUCUGCAAAAGAGCGCUCCUGGAUCAAAGAGGGUUCUGCUUCCGGGCAGCAUGUCAGGGUUUUCCCGGAAGAAGCCAUCUAUCUAUGCAAGCCAAUUAGCCAACCGGUACAACAAUGCAAAGAAGAAGUGGGGACGCAGGAGACUUCUAUCUGUUGAUGAAGCAGAAUACGACCAUGACGUCAUUGAUUCUACGCUUUCGGAGGCAACAGGGAUGAAAGAGGAUGGAAAACUCCCGGUUGAAAAACUCAGCGACUCGAGCGAGGAUGGCGGUCAAGAAGUGCUUCAUAGAAACAAACGGUAUAGCAUUAGCUAUCUCUACCAGAUUCUUAGUAAAAUCCGACGAAAGAAAGGAGCUGAACGAUUUGAGAGGGAAAAUCCACGUGGUCAUAAGUUUCUAAAGCGUUUCGAGGGAGGGAAAAUAAGUAGACGAGGAAAAAGAUCGGAUAAUGAACAAGACGAUAUUCUCUUUGAAGAUGAACUCGGCGGAAUGGAAGAUACUAUCGAAGACGAAGAAGAAAUAAGCGAUGGGGAAGUGCUUCAUAGAAACAAACGAUAUAGCAUUAGCUAUCUCUACCAGAUUCUUAGUAAAAUCCGACGAAAGAAAGGAGCCGAACGAUUUGAGAAGGAAAACCCACGAGGUCAUAAGUUUCUAAAGCGUUUCGAGGGAGGGAAAAUAAGUAGACGUGGAAAAAGAUCAGAUAAUGAGCAAGACGAUGAUAUUCUCUUAGAAGAUGAAUCCAGCGGGUCAAACAGUACGGGACGCCAAGCGACAGGCAAUGAAUCACCAACCAACAAUGAUGAGCAACAGACUGAGAGCACAAAUCAUGAAGAGAUCUUUGAUGAGUCUAUGGAUUCGGAAGGACUAGCUCCACUUCAGGUCAAUAAACCUCAAGGGCAUCCUCAAGGUCAUCAGGGUCAAGAACAAAAUCAUCAUAAUCGUCGUAUUGCUGCUGAAGCAGCCCGUCAGCUUGCCAUGUAUCAGCUACCGAUGAACGACCUGACCGUGAAGUUGAACCCUUUCGAUCCGUUUGAAGUGGACCUGUUCUUUCAGUACAUCCUUCAUAAAGAAGACCUCCCUGAACAUCGGGAAUCAACAACAAACCCUUGAACAUUAACAUAAUUUUUAAAAUUAUAUUUGGGGAAUAGGAGGGAGAGGGGGUGGGGUGGUUCAGUGGGCUGGGGUCUGGCGAUUUGGAUGAGAGGAGAGUUCAUCAAAGUACAGACAUAUCAAAAGGGGAGAUUUAAACCAUGGACUUAAGAUAAGAUUGUUCCAACCAAGGACUGAAUUCAAACUCUUGUGAAUACGGACCCACGCGUGUCCUAUAACGAAGGAACAGAUUCGUGAAGCAUUUGCUACAUCUUCCCAGUUAUUGCAGUGAGUUGUGUUAGUUGCCCUACUUGUAGAGGUAGCAUGUGGUUUUUAUGACAGUGAUAUUGACGACAUGAUCUGUGUCCAUAAGAGGUAAAGGCGAUAUUGACUCUGGAGUACACGGAUGCCCCCAUUUCAAUAACAAAUGUUCGCGUCAUUUUGUUUUAAUGAAAGGGAUGAAAUCCAGUAGCGUGAUUUUCUUGUAAGUAAUCAUGAUUGAUUUCACUUUUAGGGAGAAAAUAUUACGUUUUUAUCAUCAUAAUUGUAAGUGAAGGAUAAACAUUAUGUGAUGUACAUGACAUGGGAUAAUCAAUGAUUAUUUUAGUCGUCUAGACCAAACAACUAAAACUAUUAAAAAAGUUACGUGGCAAAGAUUUAUAAAUAGUCUGGGAGAGUCAUA
Lytechinus variegatus (green sea urchin) is the source of this 2437-nucleotide messenger RNA. RefSeq lists its product as uncharacterized. The record is from RefSeq and is a predicted model, not a curated record. NCBI's taxonomy places the organism in Eukaryota, Metazoa, Echinodermata, Echinoidea, Temnopleuroida, Toxopneustidae. The transcript has 7 exons. The coding region runs from base 1 to 1776 and encodes 591 amino acids.